UUGUGAAUAGACGAAGUGUUUCACAAAAAUUUACCUAUCAGAAACAUCAAACGGAAAAGAUUUGUCAUUUUCGGCGCUUGCAAAAGUUUUAAAAAUUCAAUUAAACGUCAAACAUGAGCUUAUUAAGUGCAAAAUACAGUGUGCAUGUAGAAAUAUGUCUAAAACCAAAUGAAAACCGUCUUGAAGUGCUGGAAAAGUUGCUAGAUGCGCCUGUACGCGACUACAUGACUUUGGUGAAAGUACCGCUGGGCCAGUCUGUGAAAUUGGAUGAAAAUAUCCUUGAAAGCAAUUCUGCAUUGGGUGACUUGAAAUUAGUCGAGUCACUAUUAGUGGAAUGUGAAGUCAAACGCAUUGGAGAGUUUCUCAAUGAGGCCGAUUUGAAGCACUUAAUUUUACACUUCUACAGUCCUCAAAGGCGCAUAAUGGAAUUGGAAACAUUUGAUAUGGAAUCAGGCGAUGGGGGUGAUGGUGAUACAGUGCCUGCGUCCAGUCAUUGGCUUUUGCCUUCCAGCAAUUUUCUGCAGUUAUGGGAGAAUUUAAUUUAUGAAGAUGGCUUGAAAGAGAAGCUCUUAAAGUUUGCGCUUUCUGCCCUGAUAUUCUCACAGCAUAGUGUCAAUCCGCACAUCAUAUCAUGUAAUCGUCUGCUGCUAUUGCAUGGCCCACCAGGCACUGGCAAGACGAGCUUAUGCAAAGCUCUAGCACAAAAACUAGCCAUUCGUGUACGUCGUACAUUUCGCCACACACACCUCAUCGAAAUAAAUAGCCACAGUCUGUUUUCAAAAUGGUUUUCGGAGAGCGGCAAAUUGGUGAUGCGUCUCUUUGCGAAAAUACGCGAAAUCGUUAUUGAUCCACACAAUCUAGUAUGUGUGUUAAUCGAUGAGGUUGAAUCGCUCGCCUAUGCACGUGAUUGCAUGUCCGGGCAAGAGCCAAAAGAUGCCAUGCGCGUGGUUAAUGCAUUGUUAACACAGCUAGAUGCGAUUAAAGAGCAUCCUAAUGUUUUAAUAUUGGCAACAUCCAAUUUAGCUGAUACCAUUGAUUUAGCUUUCUUAGAUCGUGCGGAUAUCAAACAAUAUAUUGGACUGCCAAGUGUAGCGGCCAUAAAACGUAUUUACGAAACAAUGUUGACUGAAAUGAUGCGUAUAGGCAUAAUAAAGCGGCAAUCACUAAAUGAGAUCGAUCAGCAUGAAGGAUUGCUGUCAGCAUUAGCUGAACGUAGCAUUGGUUUGAGUGGACGUAAUUUACGAAAAUUACCAUUCCUGGCGCAUGCAGUGCAUACGGCCAGUUCAGAUUUUGAUGUGGAUGGAAAAAUUGACUUGUGUGAUUUUUUGGAUGCAAUGUUGGAGGCAAUCGAACAACAUCACUGCGAUCAAAAGUUGAUGAAAAGUUGAGUAAACCGAUAAUCGAAAUAUUUUUUCAUUCAAUUAUGUAUUUCAUAUUCAGCAAAAAUAUCGAUAAAAUUUUAAUAUAUUUUUCUAUGUAUGCAAAGACUUAAAACUAAAUAAUUGUUCCGAUGUAUUAGCUGUUUAGGAAUAAUACAGUUGGUUAAAUUUUUUUAUAAAGUUACUUUUUUCCCGUUCUGAAAA
Anastrepha obliqua is the source of this 1583-nucleotide messenger RNA. It is a transcript of the gene pch2, whose product is annotated as pachytene checkpoint protein 2 homolog. Gene Ontology annotation, biological process: meiotic recombination checkpoint signaling; reciprocal meiotic recombination. Lineage: Eukaryota; Metazoa; Arthropoda; Insecta; Diptera; Tephritidae. The record is from RefSeq and is a predicted model, not a curated record. The transcript has 4 exons. Gene Ontology annotation, molecular function: ATP binding; ATP hydrolysis activity. Gene Ontology annotation, cellular component: chromosome; nucleus. The coding region runs from base 114 to 1388 and encodes 424 amino acids.